Messenger RNA from Symbiodinium sp. CCMP2592, 6237 nucleotides. Lineage: Eukaryota; Dinophyceae; Suessiales; Symbiodiniaceae. The record is from the annotation of a GenBank genome assembly.
AUGGCAGCAUUGCAGGCGGCUGCGCCGCUCACUGGAGCGGCUGAGUUGAAGUCAUGGACAGCGAAUCGCAUCGGUGACUUGACACAGACCCGGGAUUCGGACUGCCUGGAGAUUGCCGAGUGCAUCCUGGAGAAUGAGGAUCUUGCCGACCCAGAAGCCUUGAAGGCCUGGCUGAGCCCCUUCGUCACGGAGGAGAGUGCCAAGCACAAGGCGGACAGCUUCGUGGAGGCGCUCUUCGAGCGGAAAGCGCAGAUCGCCUUGCUUCAGUCGAACCCUCAAGGUGCGGCCGGUGGAGAGGCGGCCAAGGGAAAGUCCAAGGAUGGCAAGGGUGGGGCGAAGGGCGGACGGGGCCGAGGAGAGAAGGAUGAGGACCGUGGCAAGGGCAAGAGUGGGAAAGGUGAGAAGCAGAGAGUGCUCCCGACCAUGGACAUGCCCUUCCUGCCUCGCCGCGAGGGGGAUAAGCGCCUGAUGGUCGUGGACGCUUCUUCCGGCCGCCACAACGUCCUGACGAACUGCCUCAACUGCGGAAAGGUGAUCACCGAGCAGGAAGGCUGGGGCCCGUGCCUCUUCUGCGGCAACCCCUUGGAGGCAGCAAGCUUUCUGCCAGUGGGCCGAGAAACUGCGCGUGUCGAGCAGGUUGGAGACCGCCGGACAGGCAUCAAGAGAGGUGAUGAGCGAGGUCGGAUAGACAUGGAUGGCAGGCCAGCUGGUGAUGACGACGAACGCUACAAUGCCUCGUUCCAGCGAGCGGUUGCCACCAAGGACCGGCUCCUAAGCUACGACCGGGAUGCAAAGCGAAGGACCAAGGUCUACGAUGAUGCGACUGACUGGUACUCCGAAGCCGCGAACCCCUGGCUCUCCGAGAAGCAGAGAGAGGAGGCGAAAGCCAAGGGGCAAGACGAGGAGAUGUCGGAGAGGCGCCGCAGGGAGGAGCGGCGGAAGAUCCAUGCGACCAUCGACCUCUUCGGCCGGACCGUCAUUGACACGAGUGCCGAUGUUGAGGCGAACAUGAAGAAGAAGGAUCGAGAGGCGUUUCAAGAGUGGACCGAGGGGACUACGAAGAAUCAGCGCCUACUGAAGAUGCUGGAGAAAGUAGAUUGCAUAGUUGACUGUCCGCCGUCCGACAUGGUUCAUCAACCGACGGAAGGCUGCGCUUACGAGCUCAACGACGAGUUCAUCAAAAACACUUUCAUCCACAUUCCGGCCCCACCAGAGCCCGAGGAGCUCAAGCGAGGACGCACCGCCCCCCCGCAGGUUCAUGAUGUGGACACCGACCGCGAGCCCGAAUCCGAGGCCGAGCCUUGUGUGGAGCCCGUGGAGUCACUGAAGCUUCCUGACUUCGGCUUGAAGCUUCCGGACUUCACGAAUCCAUGGACGGAAAUCGAGAACACUGUGCCAUGCCCGGACAUGCUUUGCCGUCACCGCACACACGACGUCUUUGAGAAUGGAGAUGGCCACGGCAUGACAUGGCCGAUGUAUCCCGUUGAGGGAGGCUUGGACGUUGAGGGACAACUUGAGAUGGACGAGCUGAACUAUGAUGCAAGCUAUGGCCAGGGAAGCCAAGGGAACGAGAUGACGAAUUUCGUGCAUGGAGCCUGGGAAGGACAGGUUGGAGUCCAGACAGGUGAGGUGAUGCAUCCGGCACCAGGUACAGCGGUGUUCGUCUUGCACCCUCCUCCAUGUAUGGCUUCAGAUGGUGGCUUUGGCAGUUCCCAGCCCUACCUGGUGCCCAUGCACAUCAGCCCCGUGAACUCCAUGAGCCCCGAGAAUCUCGGCUGGCAGAUGCACGCCAUGUCUUCACCGAAUUGGUCGGGGGAAAGCCCGGCGCCUGAGCUUCCAUUCACGUCGCCAGUUGUGCCCAUGCACAGCUUUUUUCCAGAGGCAGGUGAGGAAGUUCCGCAACAGGAGGUCGUCAAGCUCCGCAAGGAAGACUUGCUCCCGGAGUGCGACGAGAUCUCGGAAGUUACGCCUGCACUCUCUGACAUCGACAGGUUCUGGGAUGGACUCGGGGUGGACAUGCUUCAUCAGCCCCAGAAGAUCGGCCGUUCGCCGAACAUGGAGCACGUCUACUGGGUGGUGGAUGCCAACAAGCUCAACGACAAGGCGAAGGUCUUGGUCUCGCCGGAGUUCAAGGUGACGAGUCCAAGCCGCUCGGAGCUGAGCUUCAAGAUGGUCAUGUAUCCCAAAGAUCGAACAUCGUUCCGCCAGGCCGCUGGAGAAGGCUUUGUACAGUUGAAAUGUGAGAGCGACACUCAAGACUUGGCCGAGUGCUCUCUCUCCUUCCGCCUUGCCAUUUGCAACGGCCGCUCGGGGGAACAAGCAAAGAGGGAUGGUCCCGGCAAUCCGGUGACCUGGGACUUCAAGAGAAGCUUGGUCUGCGAUGACGACGAGGUCAAGAAGAUUUGGAACUUCAAAGACGUUGUCGACAAGAAGACUAGGACUUUUGCAGUUUGCAUCGAAAUUCUUUCCUGGCGUGGUAGUUGCUCGGAUUCUGCCAACCUUGCUUUCAAUGCACAGCCCGGAGUCGUGAGUGACUCGGAAUCUUGUAAAGCUGCGAAUGUCCAGGAGCAGCGUGGCAUUGGUGGCGCAAACGCCCAGAUGUCUGACGAGUCGCAGAAACUCUAUGAGAGGCUGCGUGCAGCCCUCCACGCCGCCGGCACUGGCAAGGGCGAGAAGGGCUACGAGAGUCUCAAAGCGACCAAGGACGCAGGUAUGGAAGGGCGAAAGACUCGUAGCUGGAACGUGAGUGGAGGUGAUCGCGUGGAGGACGAGUUCUCUGCGGUCACACUUCGCGAUUUUCAGGGCAGCGAAAGGCCUCUGCUGCCCGCCGAGGCGAGAUUGCUGCAACUGGAAGCGGCCAUCUCGGAGAUUAAGCAGGUCAAUGCAGAGGUCGUGAAGCGUGUCGACCAGCUGGAGUUCGAUUCGCGCCGACCGCAUCCAGGCGUGCAGGGGGAUCCCAACGGAGAUAUUGAAGCCAGUGAGACCUCGUCAUCUGAGAGCGAUCUCGUUCAUAGACAUUACGACACAAAGAACACAGGACUUACGGAGCACCCCGUGGAGAGCGCCGAGGGAUAUGUUUUUGAGGAAAACUGCUGGGAUGUGGUCGUCUGCUUCGGACACCCUGCCAUCGGUUAUGGUUCAUCCCUUUUGCUUCUGUUCCUUCUGGGACUCACCAUUUUCUUGCAGUUGGUGUUCUGCUACAUGGUUGCCACAAGCUUCACCGAGAACCCCUACGACACUUCUUCGCAGAAUGCCCUUAGCUACUGGAGGAUCGACAUGGCUCACAAGGCCAGCCAGGUUUCCUCGAACUCGAUGACCUCCUUGGCCUCCCGGGCCUGUGGCUUCGACAAGGCCCUGGCCACCUCCUUCAGCGAGAAGGAGAUUGCACAGAACAUCUCGGACUACGGCUUUUCUUUCCUCAGUACUGGAUUCAUCAUGUGUGCACUGGCCUUGCUGACCUGGUUUGCAACGAUGAUUUCCGAGUACGGAAAGCUCUUCCACUUUGCCUUGGGCCUCUCUGAGGUGCCAAAAGGCCACACCAUCUUCCACCUGGAAGAGGAUCAGAUUGCGCUUGUCAAGCUGUCCAGGAAACGUCUAAGCUUUAUCCUCACAACGGUCCUGGCACGGGCAGCUGUCCAAUCAAUCUUGCUUUGGUAUGGAACACUUUACCUGGUCUACACCGAAACGGUGCAAGACCUGCUCCUCAACGCUGUGGCUCUAAAGUUCGUGCUGGAGGUUGCGGAGCUGCUCUACUCAGCUUUUGCCCCGCGGCGUACGCGCACCUUCAUCCAGAGCUUGAAGCCUCUUAACUUGGAGCGUCUUGGGGCCAGCCAUCACGACUGCCUCCUCCCCACAUUCUUUUUGGCGCUUCUGUGUGUCAUGCUGGCCCUGUCCUACGUCUUUUUGCUGACCCCUGCUCUUGAAGCUCGCUCCAAGACCUGGGAAGGCUUGUGCGGAGGCCGUCAGGAUUUUGCCGUCGCCACAGAUGGCCUUGGGCGGCUUCACUACAGUCUGACCAGCGAGUACGACGACACCGGAGAGACAGAGCUGACCUCCUACGUGCACCGAGCGACUGAUCUCCUCAUCAAGGAUGCGCCUCCGGACGAGGAGCAACCUUGGAGCAUCUACGUCUCGACCUUCGACAGCUUGAGGAAGAAGGUGGACUCCCAAAGUGUUGUAGAAGCGGGUGGCACUCGUCUAUGCGAGGAUGGGGACAAUCAGAAGGGCGUCGAUGAGUGGAGCCACAUGGGGCUCCAAAUUCUCAAGAUGGUGACUCGAAAUGACUCCUUGACCGACUGUGCAUCUGUCGUGCCCUACUGCACUACAGUGGGCAUUGCUGGCUUGAGGAGUCGUCAGUGGUGUCCGUUGAGCUGCGGCUGUGCGGACCCGCUUGGCGGUUUGCUGCUCGACAGGGUGACGAACGGCUGUCCGGCCGCCUGCGCCCAGAAAUUGGCCUCUCUUGCAGAGUCUAUCGACUGCAAGGAUGGCGACUUGAACGAGACGAUGCAGUACGCACUGGGGGCGAAGGCACUUUUUACUCAGAAGGGCUUCCAGUCCAAAGCCUUGGAGCUCCUGGCAGACCGCAUGGUGGACCAGGGCUGCUUUGCCGUCGCCUAUGGAGGCACCGCAGGCAUGGACUUUUGCGUCGGCAGCAGCACACUCAGGGUUAACACAGUGAGCUUCCGCACGGUGAAGAUGGUGUGUCCCGUGGCUUGUGGCUGCGAUGGCAGCGGUCUGCCGGGCCACAAGCGAGACAUGGCCACAGUGGGAGCUGUCGGAACCGGACUGCGGAUAACAGGAGUCUGCGAGGAGCAAGGCUGGCUUAACGAGACUCGCUUUGCUCCACAUGGUGCUGCGGGCAGCGGAGCACCUGUCUUUCUGAAUGAGGAAGGUCAGAUGUAUUUGUAUCAUGGGCCGCAGUGUGCAGCGGGAACCAUUGGAUCGCGUUGGAUCUUGAGCCCCACCCUUUGCAAUGCGGGCUACUACAUGGCCUACACCGUCGACCACGACUCCUCAAGGCCACCGGACACAGCGACAUGGUUCAUGGACUGCCGAGGGUCUGGGUGGCAAGAGAUGACGUUGAAGUUGAGCCCGCUUGUGGAGGAGAAAAUCCCUGGCAAUGUUUGGAACCGGGUCAACUCCAGCUUGCAAAUCACCAGCAGCCUUUGCGGGGAACGGAAGGCCCUCGUGAACACAGUCUUUGACCUGCAGGGCGAGACGGACAGUGGAGCUCCUCUCUACAGGGCGUCAGACGGGAGCUACUUGUACCACGGACCUCACUGCGGUCUUGGCCAAAGCGGAAAGAAGUGGAUCAUUAGCCCAGCCUUAUGUACACAAGGCUUCGACUAUGCGUACAUCUUGUCAGAGGAUGAGUAUGGGCCGCCCCUUUCAUCCUCUCAGUGGUCCGUGAACUGUGGCAGGAAAGGCUGGCUGACCAUGCCGAUCAAGUUCAGCCCCAUCACACUGUACGGCCGGAUCAAGACGCCGAAAGGCUUUUGCCUGGAGCCUUGGCACGGAGAUCCGUUGCUUCAGCCGUGCACGGCAGAUGGCUCCCAGUUGUGGAUCUACAAUGCAACAAGCGGACUGCUGAAGGAUCGGCAUGGCGAAUGUUUGGAGGCCCCAGUCGUCGGCGCUUUCCCGUCACAGCCAGUCGGAACUCCCAUUCACACCACCGCCUGCGAUCCUGACUCGGCGAGUCAGAAGUGGACGUACGACAAGGACACGAAGCAGGUGAAGCUGCAAGCCGGCAACUGCCUGGAUGCUGCACAGCCGGACACGGAGAGUCCGUAUGGAGAUGCCGAGGAUGCCGGACAGUGCCUCUCCAUGCACCAGCCGUGGGCUUCCUUGCUGGUCUACGGGUUCAAGCGCGCCGAAGGCCGCUCGUGGAGCACGGAUCAUCGAGGCCGGCUCUGGAUACACGCGACUUCCAAAGCCCCGGAUCCGGACGAAGUUGCCGCGUUAGAAGAGAGGUACCGGGACAUCUACGAGUCUGCCGGCGUCCCCAUUCCGCCGCUGCCCUCGAAGUCGGGUGGCUAUCCGACUUCUGCGCUCCUGGGCUGUGUCGACCUGGAAGCCUGUUGGACCCAAGUCGAGUAUGCCAGCGUGCUGGCCCGGAACCCUUCCAUGCCUCAGGAGGAGAGCCAGAGCGAGCACGUUUUCUGGUGUCUGCGCCCACGCCGACUGCUGGUUCCCCUGAAGAUGGGCGGCGACCACAAGGAGCACGACACGGAGCCAUGA